Oenanthe melanoleuca is the source of this 3838-nucleotide messenger RNA. It is a transcript of the gene ZC3H11A, whose product is annotated as zinc finger CCCH-type containing 11A. The transcript is spliced from 19 exons. The coding region runs from base 592 to 2976 and encodes 794 amino acids. Gene Ontology annotation, molecular function: metal ion binding. NCBI's taxonomy places the organism in Eukaryota, Metazoa, Chordata, Aves, Passeriformes, Muscicapidae. The record is from RefSeq and is a predicted model, not a curated record.
CGCCUCAGGCGCGCGCCCGCUCUUUCCCUUCCCGUCGGGCGGGUGAAGUCAGGGUGGUGAAACACACUCCUGUGCGCUUCACACGGAAAAAGCUUUUCCCCCUUUUUGAGGCUUUUUGAAAGAUUUUUUAAACGCCGUGAAGCAAAACCACAGAAAAAUCCGCCUCAGGCGCGCGCCCCUCCUCUCUCCCUCCCGUCGGGCGGUGAAGCCGCUUCCGGCCGCCAUCUUGGCAGCGGGCGCGUGAGGCCGCGCGCGCGCCGGGCGCCAUCUUUGAGCCGGGCACUGGGGACACGGCGGCGGCGGCGGAGCGCGGCGACAGCGGCACGGCGGCCCCCGGGGGCUCGGUAAAACUCCCCGAUCCACCAUUUGGAAAAAUUCCCUGGGCAAAAAAAAAAAAAAAAUAUACAAACCUGGGAAAAUUCACUAGUGUUUGUGAGAGGGAACUGCAUGGCUGGGAAGAUCAAAAUCUGUGCUCAACGUGGCCAGGGUUACUUUUAAAAGAAGCUGUCACAGCUAAGGCAGGAGCAGGCUCUGAGGGAGGCACUUGUGGCCAGGCUGCAGCAGAGCCGGAUCAGAGCCGGGAUCAGAGCCAUGUCCAGCCAGGGCGACGACUGCUACUUCUACUUCUACUCCACCUGCAACAAGGGAGACUCCUGUGCCUUCCGCCACUGCGAGGCCGCCCUGGGCAGCGAGACCGUCUGCACGCUGUGGCAGGAGGGCCGGUGCUUCAGGAAUGUCUGCAGGUUCAGGCACAUGGAAAUCGAUAAAAAGAGGAGUGAGAUUGCCUGUUACUGGGAGAACCAGCCUGGAGGCUGCCAGAAGCACAACUGUGCCUUCCACCACACCAAGGGACGCUACGUGGACGGGCUCUUCCUUCCCCCCAGCAAGACCACUCUCCCAAGCCCCCCUGAGGCUGCAGAGGAUGAGGUGAAAAUGGUGCAGCUGCAGCAGAACAAACUCUCUGUUCAAUCCAACCCCUCCCCACAGCUCAGGGGGGUGAUGAAAGUGGAAAAUUCUGAGAAUGUUCCCAGUCCCACCCAUCCCCCAGUGGUCAUCAACGCUGCAGAUGAUGAUGAAGAUGAUGAUGACCAACUUUCUGAAGAAGGAGAAGAAACCAAAACCCCAGUCCAGCCACCACCCACAGAAAGCCACAAUGGGCUGAGGGUGAUUUCCACCAGGAAAUCCAAUCCCAGUGCAAAGCAAGAUGACAACUUAAAUUUCGGGAUAAAAACCUUGGAAGAGAUCAAACUGAAGAAACUGAAGGAAAAAGCCAAAAAACAAGAAGGUCCAUCAGGAGUGGCUGUGGAUCCUCUCCAGGCCAGGAGCAUUCCCGUGCCAGAGAAGGAAAACGUCCGGACCGUGCUGAGAACUGUCACCCUCUCCUCCAAGGAAGGGGAGGACCCUGUGAUCCAGCUGAAUAUUCCUGACAGACUGGGGAAAAGGAAAACUGUCACAGGUGGGAAAACUUUCCUUCCCCUGAGGAGAAACGUUGGGGACAGGCUGGGGAGGAAGGCAGAGCUGCAGGAAAAUGCUGACAAGGCCCCAAAGAGAGGCACAGUUCAAGUCCUGAGGUCCCUGAAGGAGAGGCUGGGGCUGCCCUCUGAGCAGAGCAGCACUGAGACAGACAAAGCUGCCAAACCCAUCGAGGAGAUCAGGGUGAAAACCCUGGAGGAAAUCCGGCUGGAAAGAGCCAACCAGAGACGAGGGGAGCCCCCAGGCAGAGCCCCAGGAGAGAGCAGGAGAGCUGAAGAUCCCAGUCUGGGAGCCAGAGCCCCCCCUGGCACCCGCAGCAAACCCCUGCCGGGAGCCCUGGCUGAGAAAAACCACAGGAGGUCGGCAGAGGAGAAGGAAAAAGCUGAGGAGUUCCCCAGCAGGGCCAAGGCUGAGGCUGAUGCCAGGAAACAGAACAUUCCUGCUCCAGCUGUGGCAGGCAGGGCACAGCUGGCAGAGGCUGGCAGAGCCAAGGGGGCCGGAGAAGUUCGGAUCAAAACCUUGGAGGAGAUCAAGAGGGAGAAGGCGCUGAGGAUGCAGCAGAGCGGGGAGAACCUGCCUGGGCCUGUUCCUGCUGCUGCUGCUGCUGCUGGCCAGCCCGAGGCUGCCCUCAGGGGCAGGAGGCUGCUCAGGGUCACCAAGCUCAUGGCACCUGGAAGAGAAGAAAAAAUGAUUGUGGAGCUGAACAAACCUUCCCCCAGAGGGAGCUCUGCACCUGCUGAGAAUUCAGGGAAUUCUGGAGUUCAGGUGAAGAGCCUGGAGGAAAUCAUGUGGGAGAAACGUCAGCUGAAGCAACUGCAGGAGGAGAAAGUCCCAAAAGGAUCUGGGGCAGCUGCAGCUGAAAUCCAGGAGAAGAAGCAGGAGAAGAGCCCAGAGGCUGCAGGGGGAUCAGCCCAGGCUGGCAGGAGGAGGCUGGGCAGGGUCCAGGAGGCCCCAGGGGGGAGCCCAGACAAGGAUCCAGGGAAAAAGGGAGCUCAGGGGGCUGAGAGGAGAGGCAGAGCCAAAUCCAAGGUGAGCCUGAAGCCUCUGGAUGCCAAAGCCUCUCCCAAGCAGCCCCUGAAGAGGAAGGGCCCCGAGGGCCCCCCCCCUGCUGUGGUGGCUGUGAAGCCACUCAGUGCCACCACUGGGGACAGCCAGGAGCCCUCAGCCAAGGUUGUUUCCAGUUCUGCAGAGAACAGCCCAGGCUCCAACCCUCGGAGAGAGAAUUCCCAGAGCAGCCCCGAGCUGCAGCCUGGCAGCCAGGGGGGGUCCCUGGCACAGUCAGAGGUGUCGGGAUCCUCCUCCUCCUCCUCGCUGGAGGUGCCGGUGAAGCUGCGGCGCCUGAGCUCCGCCGGGGCUGCCAAACCCGCCCUGUCCGUGGAGGACGACUUUGAGAAACUCAUCUGGGAGAUCUCUGGGGGAAAACUGGAAGCAGAAAUCGACCUGGAUCCAGGGAAGGAUGAGGAUGAUCUCCUGCUGGAACUCUCGGAGAUGAUUGACAGCUGAGAGCAGGAGUUUUAACCAAAAAAAAAAAAAAAAAAAAAAAAAAAAAGCGGAAAAAAAAAGACGCGACACCAAAAAAAAAAAAAAAAAAAAAACCACUUUAAAAGAAGCAAAAUUCUCUCCCCCACCCCCCAAAAAUCCUGUAAAUGUUGUUGGUCCAUGGAGGAGAUGCUGUUCCCAGCUGGCACAGCUGGAUUGGUAGGAAUAGGCAGAGUCUGUGCUCACUUAUCCCAAAUUCUGAGUUAUCCCGGCGCUGCUCCCACACGGGACAGGACAAAGCACUUGGAAUUCCUGGGGGACACAGAUCCCACCUCCAGAGCCAUCCCAGCUCCUCCUGGACACUGAACCCCAAACCUGGAGUUACUAUGUCAACUCUGGAAUCCACAGAUGGACUCGGAACUGGGGGGUUCAGGAGCCCCUGGCUGGGAGAGGGAGCGGCCGGGGCAGCAUUGGGGGAUUUGGGGAUUUAGGACCAAGCACUGCCAGGGGGAGCCUGACUCACAGUGAUCCUUGGGAUUCUUCUGAUGGCACCAGGAUCCUCCAUGGGCAGCCAAAAUUCCUCCUGGCUGCCUGCAGGAAUUGGGGAAAAGGAAAAGGAGGAUUGCUUCAAGUGCCUGUCGCUCCUGAGGAUCCCUCCCUGCUGAAGGACUGGAAUCAGCCUCUCACAUCCAGCAUUUUGGGAGGGUAAAAGCACCUGGAUUGUUCCUCCUUGGCUGCUUCCCUCUUUUCCAGCCCAUGAAGAUGGGAUUGGGUGGAAUCCCCGUGUUUUUUUUUGGUUUAUGAAAUUUUUCUUUUCUGUAAAUAUUUUAUUCUUCCAUUUUAUAUUUGUAUGAUUGUAUUUAAGGGAUUAAAGGUAGGCUGCUCA